This is a messenger RNA of Ustilaginoidea virens, 2817 nucleotides long. RefSeq lists its product as uncharacterized. The coding region runs from base 1 to 2817 and encodes 938 amino acids. Gene Ontology annotation, biological process: siRNA processing. Lineage: Eukaryota; Fungi; Ascomycota; Sordariomycetes; Hypocreales; Clavicipitaceae. Gene Ontology annotation, molecular function: RNA-directed RNA polymerase activity. The transcript is spliced from 4 exons. Gene Ontology annotation, cellular component: nuclear RNA-directed RNA polymerase complex. The record is from RefSeq and is a predicted model, not a curated record.
AUGUUUUCCCAAGAGUUCAGAGGCAAGCUGCUACCGCAGCCAAACUGCGAGAAGGCGUGGCAACUUGGGCUGGAGACGUUCCAGUCUGGGCACGAUGCAGUCGUGCUGUCCGGGGAGCUGACGUUGAAUCCCGAUGCCAACGGGCCGUUGUUCCUUCUGAAUCUGGAUCCGUUAAAGGUUGGCGGCAAUAACCGAGUAGUGCGACGCUUUGGAGCCGACAGAGUUUUGCAGCUUCUAAUCCCUACGUUGGAUCAUGUCAAAAAGACGACGAAUUGCUCUGAUGCCGAUGUUGAAGAAAUUUCUCGCUGGCUGAAUGACAAGGAGCACUACUUCUUGGGACGCCGAUGGGGCGUCUUUUAUUUCAAAAAAGCAGAGCCGAAACGAGUAAACAAGGGCAAUAACGGCUCCCAGACGGUGCAGCGGAGAAGGAUAUGGCUUUUUGCUGGCAAUGGCGACAGUUUCCGAGCUGCCGAUGGGGGUCUCCCGCCGGGGGAAGACGCCCAUAAUCCAUCAAAGAGGCAGCCAAUCACUAGAUUCCAGUUGCUCGACUAUUUGAUAGGCUUCGGCAACUCCAACCAACAGCUUCCCAAGCUGUUUUCGAGAAUUGGCCUGAGUCUAACAGACACACGCGCCACGGUUGUGCUAAAGACGGGUCAAAUACACCACUGCUCCGAGGACAUUGUGGCGCCCGGCACCGGGAAUGUGAUGAAUGACGGCAUCGGUCGGAUGUCGCCGUCUAUGGGGGCCAACGUCUUCGCCAAGAUCGGUGGAAAGGGACCCGUGCCAUGCGCGUUUCAAGCCCGUUUCGGGAGCGCCAAGGGGAUCUGGAUCAUCCACGACGACCCCGAGCUCGGAGACGGAGACUGGAUAGUGACGUACCCGUCCCAGAGAAAAUGGAACUGCAGUUUCGAGGACGAGCACCAUCGCACGUUUGAAGUCAAAGACUACUCGAAGCCACCUCGGCAGGCGUAUUUGAAUCAACAGUUCAUACCGCUGCUCGAGGCGCAGGCUCACUCCCGCCUGCGCAUGCGCGAGGCGCUGGCUGCUAAUCUCCGCAAAGGCCUGCAGGAGAAAAUCGACGGGCUAACUCUGGCGAUGAAGGAUGCACUCGAUCUCCGACUCGAGGUGUGGCAGCAUGGCAGGUCAACCACGGCCAGCCGCCUGAAUGGCCACGCGCCCUUUUUGGGCGGGCUUCCUCGAGACAAGGAGGAGUCGAUAGCAUACCUGUUGGACAUGGGCAUCGAUGCGAACCACUGCAAGUAUCUGCAGAAUCUCUGCAAGGGGCUUGCGCUGCAGAGGGCAGAGACGCUCAAGGAAAAGAUGAACAUUCCUGUCAAGUCGACCUAUCUCUUCAUGGUGGUGGACUUUGACGGUAUCUUGGAGGAGGAUGAAGUCUCCAUCAUCUUCUCGGAGAACUUCAGCACCGACGACUUUUGCGACAUGAUGCUGGAUGGCAUGGAACUUCUGGUGGCAAGAGCACCUGCCCACCUGCCAAGCGAUAUCCAAAAGGUCAAGGUCGUGUUCCGGCCGCAGCUACGCCACCUGAAAGACGUCAUUGUCUUCCCCAUCAAGGGUGCCUUGUCCCUGGCCGCCAAGCUCAACGGGGGAGACUACGACGGCGACAGAGCCAUCAGCAUCUGGGACCGGGAAAUCGUGCAGAACUUCAGGAACUUCACGGACCUCUCCUUGCUAGGAAACGACUCCGACCUGGUCGAGUGGGGCGUCAUACGGAAAGUGGACAUGCCGUUGUCGCAAAUCCGCCAGCAGCAACCCACCCCAGAGGGCGCCUCCGAUUUGUUUCUCCGCGAGGCUUUCAAGUUCAGCAUGAACGACAACCUGCUCGGCAUCUGCACCGACUACAAAGAGCGGUACUGCCACUACACCGGAAAUGUCAUCAACCGAGACGUCGUUGUCCUCAGCCGGCUGCUCAGCUGUCUGGUCGACCAGGAAAAGCAGGGAUUCGUGUUCACCAAGCAACAGUGGAACGACUUUCUGAAGGGCCGCAAGCUUCCCCGGCCGGGGUCUCUCAAGGAAGGGCCGGACCGCCUCGUGGCCAAACCCGGCGUCCACAUCCUAGACUACCUGCAGGGCGAGCUCAAGGCGACCGUUGACAAGAGGCUCGACGCGUUCGCCAAGGCGCUGACGGCGUCCGAAGCGAGUUACUACGACGCGGACCUGACGGCCAUGUUCAACAGGAUCGACGAAGAGCACGCCUCGGACGACGAGUGGCUCGUGAUCAAGAGGACGCUGCGGGGCGACAUUGACCGCGUGGCGGACGAGUGGUCCAGGCGCAUGAGCUCCCGCCUCAGCGAGGACAGCUACGAGGUCAAGGUGGGCGCGCUGUACCGGGCGUGGCAGGCAAUCCAGCCGCCGCCGGCGCUCCGAUCCUCCCCGCUGGUCCGGACGAUGCUGGAGUUUUGGAACAAGGACCGCGGAACCAACGUCUGGGAGCUCCUGAAGGCCUCCUUCGCCUUCAAGCGGCACUACAAGAAGAGCGAGGGCAAUUUCGUAUGGACCCUCGCGGCACCCCAGCUGGGCAUCCUGAAGCAAAAGGAGAAGGGGGGGCCAGCCGGGGCCGCUGGGCCGGUGAUGGUGCAGCCUGGAAUGUGGGCUGGCUUGCGUCCGGACCAGAAGCACAUCAUGGCGAGGCAUCUGCAUCGGCUGGGCACGGGCGUGGGCGAAACAGCGCGCGCGAUGGUGGAUGAGGAUGCUUCCGAGUACGAUGCGUCCGAGUGCGAUGCGUCCGAGUGCGAUGCGUCCGAGUGCGAUGCGUCCGAGUACGAUGCUAUGGGGGAUGCCACGGACGGGGAUGACUAG